GGCAGGUGAAGAAGUGGCCUGGCUGGAGUAUAUUCGUUUGUUAAAAUGUGUCUACUUGCUGUGUAUUUGGGACCUGAUUUUCAGAGCUGCUGUACACAAACAACUCUCAUUAUAGUCCGUGAGACUGUGGGUUCUUGGCACCUCUGAAAAAGCAGGCUGUUAGGCAUGAAAGCAGAAUCCUAGCAGAGUAAAUUGUUCUGUUUAUACCUAUUGGUCACUUUAGAGAAUAAAAUAAAGAUGCAAAGAUACAGCCAGUUACUUCAUCGAAGAGCUUUUUAUCAUUCAUGAGCAGGUGAGUCCUUGGAGGCAUGGAAUCUCCCCCCCGGCCCAUUGUAUGGACAUGCUUCAUUCUCCUGGCAUUGCCACUGCUCCUGGAUGCACAGGGCUCCUGUUCCCACGGUGCCUGCUACCCACCUGCGGGAGACCUGCUGAUAGGACGAAUCCAUCACUUAAAAGCCUCGUCGACAUGUGGCCUUGUGAAGCCCGAGACCUACUGCACAUCAUAUGAGGAAUGGAGGAUGAAAUGCUGCCGAUGCGACUCCCGAGAGCCUCAUACUCACAACAGUCACCAGGUGGAGAAUGUACUUUCCUCCAAAGGACACAUGCGCUGGUGGCAGUCCCAGAAUGACGUGAACCAAGUCUCCUUGCAGCUGGAUCUCGACAAAAAGUUCCAGCUCAGCAGCAUCAUGCUGGACUUCAGGGCACCUCUGCCUGUAGGGAUGCUGAUCGAGCGCUCCAUCGACUUUGGCGAGACCUGGACCAUCUAUCAGUACCUGGCCUCUGACUGCGCCGCCGCGUUUCCACGGAUCCCCCUAGGCUCCCCCCAGAGCUGGCAGGACGUGCGCUGUCAGGAACUGCGGACCCACCAGGGGCACCCUCUGCACGGGGGGAAGGUCAAAUUCAACCCCCUUGACCUGGCAUCCGGCAUCGCCGCAUCUCGCAGCCAAAGCAUCAGUAACCUGGGAGAGUUCACCAACCUGAGAGUUAACUUCACCCAGCUACCUCGCCUCCCGCAGCAGGGCUACCGCUCACCCAGCGCCUUCUAUGCUGUAACCGAAAUGCAAGUUCAGGGAAGCUGCUUCUGCCAUGGACACGCAGACCGCUGUACUUCCUCCAGGGCCCCGCCCACAGACCCCAGUGCCAUGAUGCAGGUUCACGGACACUGUGUGUGUCAGCACAACACUGCCGGCCCACACUGCGAUCGCUGCGCAGCUUUCUACAAUGACCAGCCUUGGAGACCUGCAGAAGACCGCAACCCCAAUGAAUGCCGGAGGUGCAAUUGCAAUGGUCACUCGGAGACGUGCCAUUUUGACCCAGCUGUGUACCAAGCCAGUGGUGGGGUGAGUGGAGGUGUGUGCGACGACUGUCAGCACAACACAGUGGGGAGGAACUGUGAACGCUGCAAGGCCUACUUUUUCCGCAACCAUCGACAAGAUGUCACCCAUCCAGAAGCCUGUCUGCCUUGCGAGUGUGAUCCGGACGGCACGGUGCCUGGGUCCAGCUGUGACCCUCUGAACGGGCGCUGCGUUUGCAAGGAGAACGUGCAAGGGGACCGCUGCCAUCUCUGCAAGCCCGGAUUCACCCAGCUCACCAAUGCCAACCCCCUGGGAUGCCACAAAUGUGCCUGCAACAUCCUGGGGACACGCCAGGACGCACCCUGCGACGACGAAACAGGAAGGUGCUUCUGCCUGCCCAACGUGGUGGGAGCCAAUUGCGAUCAGUGCUCUGCCAAUCACUGGAAGAUCGCCAGUGGCCAAGGCUGUCAGCCGUGCAACUGCGACCCUCGCAACGCCUUCAGCCCCCAGUGUAACCAGUUCACAGGGCAGUGUCAGUGCCGGGAAGGCUUCGCGGGGCGUACCUGCUCUGCUGCCCACCUGCGGAUUUGUCCAGAUGGGUCCUACGGUGACAUCAGGACAGGAUGCAGAGAGUGUGACUGCAAUUUCCAGGGCACGGAGGGGAUGGGAUGUGACAAGACCACAGGCAGCUGUCUCUGCCGCCCUGGCUUUACUGGGCCUCGCUGCGACCAGUGCCAGCGGGGUUACUGCAGCAACUACCCCCACUGCGAGACGUGCCACUCCUGCUUCCAGACCUACGACAGCGACAUUCGCCGGUUCGGCCUGCGCCAAGCCAGCCUGAGAAACUCCACCUCACGACUGCAGCUGGGUACGGGGGGUGCUGGCUUCAGCACCCGCAUCUUGGAAGCGGAAGGCAGUGUUCAGCAGAUCCAGGGGAUCCUUGGCAACCCACUAGUGACAGAGCAGGGCCUGGGUCAGGUGUCCAGCAUGCUCACAGCAAUCAGACAGCAGGUCCAGGGCAUAAAUCCCAACCUACCCUUUGUGAUUGACACCUUCUCUCUAGCCAAUGAUCUCAAAGACCUGGACAAAAGCCUGCUUUCGAUUAAUGGGCAGUACCAGAUUAAGAAGACCCAGUUUGAAGCCAGCCGCCGCACAGACCUUUCAGGAGCCUUCAAGACUGUCAGCUCUGCCUACCAGAGCUCCACCAACGCCAGCUACCGCAUAACGGGCACUUCCAGCCUGCUGACUCGAUCCAGGGAGAACCGGAGAACGACUGAGAGGCUGGAAAGCAGCUUUACAGACCACACCUCCAGGCUGGAGGCCCUCCAGGGCGAGAUGGCCUCCUCCCCCAACUUGACACCAACUAUAAAUAAGCUACCAAAUAGUGAGUGCAUACCUGCCUCCAAAAAUAUCUACUCCAUCUACUGUACCCAGAUUUGCAGUGGUGUCAGAUCCAAGGCCUGCACCCCUGGGCACUGUGACGGGGAGCUGUGUCCGCAGGACAGCACAAUGGAGUGCGGAACAGGCCUCAGCUGCAGAGGGAUCAUUCCGCUGUCACGGGGCGCAAUCAGAACUGCUGAGAAGACCACCAGAGAGCUCCAUGGCUUAAACACUCAGCUCCAGCAGACCAUGCAGAUGAUCAGGGCAGCAGAAACAGCUGCAAACCAAAUCCAAAGCAAUGCACGACGUCUCGGGGACCAAGUAAGUGUAACCAGGACCCAGAUAGAAGGAGACGUCCGACGCAUCCAGCAAUUCAUCCAGCAAGUCCGCAACUUCCUGUCAGACCCAGCCACUGACCCUGCUACCAUCCAGGAGGUCAGCGACUACGUGCUCUCACUCCGCCUCCCAACGGACACUGCUGCGGUCCUGAGGAAAAUGACUGAGAUCCGAAACCUGGCUGCUAAGCUGCAGUGUCCUGAGAGCAUCCUCACCCAAACAGCUGGGGAUAUCGCUAAGGCCAAGAGGCUUCAGCAAGAGGCUGAACAGGCAAGGAACCGAGCAAACGCAGUAGAGGGCAACGUGGAAGAAGUGGUGGAGAAUUUGAGACAAGCAAACGCAGUGCUCCAGGAAGCCCAGGAUGCUAUCAGUGGCUCCAGCUAUUCCCUUCAGCUCAUCCAACUCCGCAUUGAUGAGAUCCAGGCUGUCCUUGUUCCAAUGGAGAAGAAUAUGAGAGACAUUACGGAUCAGCUGGACAGCUUCACGGAGAGAAUCCGCCAAUUGCGGCACAAGGCGGAGCAGAAUCGGUUGCAGGCCACAGAUGCUCAGCAGAGAGCAAAAGAAGCCAGUGAAGAAGCAAGGAGCGCUCAGCAGGGAUUUGAACAGGUCAAACAAAAAUAUGCUGAGCUGAAGAGGCGGAUGGGACAGAAUUCAAAUCUGGGAGCUCAGGGCAGCAGGAUCCAAAGUAUCGACAUGGAGGCAAAAGCGCUCUUUGAAGAAACCUGGGCUAUGAUGCUCAGGAUGGAAACUAUAGAAACGGAAAUUCAGAAAAGCAACAAUGCAUUAAUCGUCAAGUCAGCCAGCCUCGCAGGCUUGAAGGAGCAGGUGGAAAAGAUCAACAAUCAUAUCCAUGAACGAAUCACAUACUACACCAGUUGCUAAUCAAUGAGCUGCUGGGGCUCCAUCUCGCCAUGUAAUUGCAUUGUCUGCCUUCUGUUCGAACACUGACUGGGGGACUUAGUCCCAUCUCCUGGCUCGUAGAAGUUUCUUGUUCUCAAGGUCUUUGUCAAUAGACCUACUGUACCUUUAGAAAAUAGCUAGCAUGGAGCCAAAAAGAACAAGGUCCCUUAGGGAGAAUGAAUGUUAUGUGGCCUUGCUAAAGCCACACUGAGUGGCUCUAGGAAAGGGGGAAGAUGGAUCUAAUGUCAGUAACUAAUAAAGCCUUUUGGAAGGAGUUAUUUCUGCAUGAGGUUUGCCAAAUUGACAGGGGAUGUUUAUUCACUUUAGCACCUGGAUUUCACCUUUUGAAUGAAAACCUCAACUCUGGCCUUUUUUAAAAAAAUAACCUUUUCUGGUAUAUUGCAUUUAGUUCUUCAAAGAAAGUCAUAAGAGGGGCAGGAUGAAGGCCACAGCUAAAUAUAAGACCAUUCCCAGGAGUGGUUAACUGAGGUAAACACUAAAAGCCCUAUUUACACAAAUGUAAGAGCAGUGGUGCUCUAAGGUAGCGUUAAAUACCACCCAGAUUGACUUCGUCAGCACCUGCUUAUUUUCAAACAAUACUUUGCAGACAGAAGAGUGUAGGGAACAACUCUGCGCUGGCAGUGGGAAUUUGUCUUGGGAGAUUUAAGAGAGUACUUCCACCUCUAACCAAUCGUCACUUUACAAAAUAAAAGUCAGCUUUAUUAAGCACGGUGUUUAUUACACAAUUACAGACUUGGAAACAGGGAAUUCAGACCUCACUUUGAUUAUCAUCAGGCAUGUGGAGGAUGGUAGCAGGCUCUCUCCUUUCACAGCUUAAAAGGAAAACUGCACACCCAAGACAGGCCAUUGUUACUGGACAACUUCUUACAUCUGAGCUCCAGCCUGUUGAAGUCUUAACAGAGAGGUAUAGACUGUAAAAACUGCUGGGAUGCCUGUGACUAAAUAAACACCAUAUGGCUUUGCUUUAAAA
Chrysemys picta bellii (western painted turtle) is the source of this 4902-nucleotide messenger RNA. RefSeq names its product laminin subunit beta 3 (gene LAMB3). The record is from RefSeq and is a predicted model, not a curated record. Gene Ontology annotation, cellular component: laminin trimer. Gene Ontology annotation, biological process: basement membrane assembly; cell migration; animal organ morphogenesis. Lineage: Eukaryota; Metazoa; Chordata; Testudines; Emydidae.